AUGUCCGAUAAUAACUCUCACCUCUACAAAAUUGAACUCCUUGACUCGACAAACUGGCUGGCCUGGAAGAAGAAAACCGAAGCCGUCCUCCGUAGGCGCAAACUAAUCCAAUAUAUUGAUGGAACAAGAACGCGACCAGUGCCAGCGAAAGUAAACGAGCCUGACGAAACUGAAAAGGGCCUGAUCGAGGCUUGGGAGGAGAAGGAUCAAGAGGCACAGGAUCAAAUAUUGCUUACCUUAGGACAAGACGAAAUGGUCCAUGUAGACCGCGCUACCACUGCCAAAGAAAUGUGGGAUGCACUCAUUAUGGUGAAAGAGACGGGUGGAAAGGGGACGAUCAUCGAUGACCUGCGGGAACUCUUUAGGACGACUGCGGACGACGACACCAAUAUCGACGAACACCUUACAGAUAUCAGAAGACUUCAGUCUCAGCUCAGAAGACAAAAUGCCGACAUACCUGAUUGGAUCUAUACCGCCAUCAUGCUCACCUCCCUGCCUAUCUCCUGGGAUGCCUUUGCCACGGCCUAUAUCGGUCGAUCUGCAGGAGGAGCAUUCGACGUCAACUCCACACAGAUGGAAUCGCUCGUUCGGAACGAAUGGAGACGCAGGAAUAAGGACAAAACUGGAGGACAAGUGAUGUUAGCAGGAGGAUCUCAAGGAAAUCGAAAGGGAAUUAGGAAUCGAAGCAACGUACAGUGUUUUAACUGCAAGAGAACAGGCCAUACAAAAGAACAAUGCUGGAGAGCUGGUGGCGGAGCCGCUGGUCAAGGCCCUAAGCAAAAGAAUAGACAGCAAGGGAAGGAACAAGCUCACCAAGCAGCCGAGGAUUCAAGCGACAGCCCCUUCGACAUGGUAUUCAACAUCUUUUCUCAUUCAGAGGAAGAUUCUGUUGAGACAGCAGCCACAGCAGGAGCCGGCCGAAAGUCCCCCUUCACACGGAAGGACUGGGUCAUGGACUCCGGAACAACCUCCCAUAUAGCCACUGAACGCGAAAUGUUCAGAGAGUACAAAGAGCAUAAAGAAGAACUCAAGGUACCUGGCGGAAAGAAG
Acaulospora colombiana is the source of this 1050-nucleotide messenger RNA. NCBI's taxonomy places the organism in Eukaryota, Fungi, Glomeromycota, Glomeromycetes, Diversisporales, Acaulosporaceae. The record is from the annotation of a GenBank genome assembly.